Messenger RNA from Mangifera indica (mango), 5696 nucleotides. Its product is annotated as pentatricopeptide repeat-containing protein At5g41170, mitochondrial-like. The coding region runs from base 335 to 2797 and encodes 820 amino acids. Gene Ontology annotation, molecular function: protein binding. The transcript is spliced from 4 exons. Lineage: Eukaryota; Viridiplantae; Streptophyta; Magnoliopsida; Sapindales; Anacardiaceae. The record is from RefSeq and is a predicted model, not a curated record.
CAAAUCCCCAACAAGCAGGAAUCCCCCUGAUGGGGUAGAUAGGAGAGAUUAUACAAUUUUCUAUUUCUUUCAAGUGGGUUUGCCGGGUAAUGAUUUUUUCCUUUAUCUAGCUUUCGAAUAAACAAGAAAAUCGAAUAAGUUUGGGAAUGAGAAGAUAUUUGGGUUUGAAAUUUUUACAGAAAAAAAAUUGUAGAGGAAAGUUUACGGUUCUUGUUAUUAUUUUUUAAUAGAAUUAAUUCAAUUUUUCUCAAAUUAUUUGGUAUCACAUAUGAUCUUAGGCUAAUCCAGAGAAAGCCACCGAACAACUCUGUCUAAACGCUAAACCUCCUUAACCAUGUGGCCGGCUUCGCUUCGCCCCCGUUGUCUUCUCUCUUAUCCACUUCACUCACCUUCCCUAAGGGUUAUAUCAUUACUCGCAACAUUUCUAGAGCGCCUCGUUUCUGCCUCUGCUUCAUCACAUCAACCUUGUUGCACAACAGCAAUUUUAUCAAGAAAUCUUACUUUUGACUCUAGUUCAGGCUUCAACUUCAAUACCCAUUUUGUUGAAGGAAGUGAUCUUGGUGAGAAUAUUGAUCGUUAUGACAAAGACUCUGGAGAUUCAAGUUUCUUUGGUAGUCAUUAUGGGGACGUUGAAAAGAAUAAAAAAUCUAAACUUGAUAGAUUUGAUGAGGUUGAGGAUUCUGAUGAAGAAGUAGAAGAUGGCGAGUAUAAUAGUGAUUGUAAUGAUACCUUCACAGUUUUGGAAUCUUUUGAUAAAAAUUGUAUCAAUAGAGAAGAAGUAAGGAGAGUUGAAGUGGAGGAAGAUGAACUUAGACACCCUUUAGUGAGAGAAGUUUGUAGGUUGAUUGAACUGAGGUCAGCUUGGAGCCCAAAGCAUGAAGAGGAAUUGAGACACCGGUUACGAAGCCUCAAGUCUCAGCAUGUUUGUGCUGUUUUGCGCUCUCAGACUGAUGAACGUGUUGCUUUGAAGUUUUUCUACUGGGCUGACAGGCAAUGGCGUUAUCGGCAUGAUACAAUAGUUUAUUAUGUAAUGCUUGAAGUCCUCAGUAAGACAAAGUUGUGUCAGGGUGCUAAGCGGGUUCUCCGGCUUAUGAUACGUAGGGGAAUCAACUGCCGGCCUGAAGUGUUUAGUUAUGUAAUGGUGUCUUACAGUCGGGCAGGCAAGUUGAGAAAUGCAAUGCAGAUAUUGACUAUGAUGCAAAAGGCUGGCGUCAAACCUGACUUAUUGAUAUGUAACACUGCAAUUCAUGUUUUGGUGGUGGGAAACAAGUUGGAGAAGGCAUUGAGGUUUGUGAAAAGGAUGCAACUUGUUGGCAUUACACCUAAUGUUGUCACUUACAACAGUUUGAUCAAGGGAUGUUGUAAUUUGCAAUGCAUUGAGGAUGCCCUGGAGCUGAUCGCUGAAAUGCCUCAUAAAGGAUGUUCUCCAGAUAGAGUUAGUUACUUUACUGUAAUGGGUUUUCUAUGCAAGGAGAAAAGAAUUAAAGAAGUGAGAAACUUAAUGGAGCAGAUGGUGACAGAUGGAAAUUUGUUACACGAUCAGGUUACUUAUGAAACUCUUAUCCAUAUGCUCUCAAAGCAUGGCCAUGGUGAUGAGGCUCUUAAAUUUCUGAAAGAGGCUGAAGAUAAGGGAUUUCAGGUUGAUAAAGUAGCAUAUAGCGCUAUUAUUCACUCUUUUUGUAAGGACGGAAGAAUACAGGAGGCAAAAGAACUGGUGAAUCAAAUGUUUCAAAAGGGUUGUAUGCCUGAUGUAGUUACUUACACUGCUGUUGUUAAUGGAUUUUGUCGGGUGGGAAAAUUGGACCUAGCCAGAAAGAUGCUUCAGCAAAUGUACAAGCAUGGCUGCAAACCAAACACUGUGUCAUAUACUGCCUUAUUAAAUGGGCUUUGUCGUAAUGGAAAAUCAUUAGAAGCUAGAGAGAUGAUUAACAUGAGUGAGGAAGAAUGGUGGACUCCUAAUGCCAUCACUUAUAGUGUUGUGAUGCAUGGGCUGCGGAGGGAAAGGAAACUAUCUGAGGCUUGUGAUGUGGUGAGAGAGAUGAUUAAAAAGGACUUUUUUCCAACACCAGUUGAAAUUAACUUAUUAAUUCAGUCUCUUUGUCAAGAGGGAAAAAUCAAUGAGGCUAAAAAGUUCAUGGAGGAAUGCCUAAACAAGGGAUGUGCUGUUAAUGUAGUGAACUUUACUACUGUGAUUCACGGAUUUUGUCAGAAUGAUGACUUGGAUGCUGCUCUUUCAUUGCUGGAUGACAUGUAUUUGAGCAACAAACAUCCUGAUGCAGUCACUUAUACGAUGAUUAUUGAUGCUUUGGGGAGAAAAGGUAGAAUAGAAGAGGCAAGUGAACUUAGUAACCAAAUGCUUCGAAAGGGUUUGGUUCCAACAGCUGUUACAUACAGGACAAUUAUCCAUUGGUAUUGUCAGAUGGGUAGAGUGGAAGAUUUGUUACAAUUGCUAGAGAAGAUGCUUUCAAGACAAAAGUGUAGAACAGCUUAUAAUCAAGUUAUCGAGAAGCUAUGUAAUUUUGGAAAUUUGGAAGAGGCUGAUAAACUCUUGAGUAAGGUCUUAAGAACUGCUUCAAAAGUUGAUGCUAGGACAUGCCAGGUGCUUAUGGAAAGUUAUAUGAGCAAAGGGAUUCCUUUGUCUGCAUAUAAAGUAGCUUGUCGUAUGUUAAAUCGGAAUCUGAUCCCUGAUUUAAAGUUAUGUGAGAAGGUGAGUAAGAAACUAGUCUUUGAAGGAAAAUCAGAGGAGGCAAAUAACCUUAUGCUAAGAUUUGUUGAGCGUGGAAAAAUUCAACCUUAGAAUCAAGAACAUUUGCAAAGCUAGAGCCUGAUGUGUUCUUAUAAACUUAAUAUUCUGGAUGGAUAUGAUUUCAUUUCCCUUUUGCUUUUCUCUGGUGCUAUCUACAGCUAUUCUGCACAAGGUAUGUAACUGUCUUUUUCUUUUUUCUCUUAUUGUCAUUUUUCUAAUGAUUAACUUAUUUUAUGCCAUGUGUAUGAAACACUACAGGAAAAACACUUUUAUGUGACACCAUUUUGUGGCUGUUCUAAAAAAGCAGCCUCAGACAUUAGAAAUAUUUGAGUUAAAAGGGCUUAACUUAUUUAAAACAAUUACUGUUACAUAAUAUUUAAAAGAAGUACAGUUAAUUAAGGAGAAUUAACUCUCAGUCCAUUUCUUUGCUCCCAAAUCCCGCUAUCUCUAUCACCAAUCUUCCCUCUCUAAAGCCCUUUUCAGUCUAAAUGAUCUCUCAAUUUCUGGUUUGAUCUUUCUGAAUCUCUGAAAUUUUGACAAUGAUCUCUCUAAAUCACCGCCCCUAGCAUUAGUCUCAAUCUCUGGCUUGGUAAGCUAGAUCUCUACUCAGUCUCUCAAUCUGGGAGUCCUUGGCAUUCUUUAUAAUUGAAUGGUUAUUACUAUUUAGAUAAUAUUCAUUGCUGAGAUGCUGAUUCUAUUAUAGGCCUUAGUGGCAUUUUCUGUUUUUGUCCUUUUGUUUUUGCACUUAUUACUUGUUUGUUUUCUGUGAAGCACUACUUGAGUAUAUUAUCUAGUGAGGAUAAUAGUUUUGAAGCCCUUGGAGCAUCAGAAAUAACCCUAAACCCCCUGCUGUUACUUAAACGUUAUAAAUGCUCUGUUAAAUUAAACAAAAUUAGGGAAAAAUGGUAAAUGUCUAUAAAAUAUAACAAUUCCUUUAUUCAAGAUUUUUUCUUUAUAUAUAAUAAAAUAAAAUAAAACACCACUUCCCUUUUUCCAGAUUUAUCCACUCCUCUCAAUAGCUGUCAACCUUCCUAAACCUACUCCAUCACUUCAUCUAUGGUUCACUCACCCAACUCUCUCAUUGUGCUUCUGUGACUCACCCCAACUACACCUUACUGUGUCGCACCCCACUUCACACCUUGUGAUCACUGUUAAACACCCUAUCUCCUUCCCGUUGCAUCCACAGCCUUUCUUGCAUCUACUGUUGCAGUCUCAACCAUCUCAACCUCUCUCUGCCCUUCCACCCACUCCUAAAGCCAUAUGGCUGCCCUUUACAGUCAAAUAGACUAAGAAACUGAUCAGGAAAAUAUUUUAAUGGGGUCUGUUUUGUGGUGGCUAAAGGAUAGUGUAUUUGAUAUAUGAAGUAGGUUUUUCCGAUUCACUAAACAGUGAUUUUAUGGUUGGUUUAUUGAAAGUUUUUGUUCUUUGAGAUGGCUUUACUGAAAUGAGUAUGUUUUCUGGGAAGGUUUAUUGAAAUGGAUUUGUUUUUCUGAUUGCAAACUUAUGAAAAUUUUGAAGGAAAAAUUAACUAAAAAAAGAGAGAGAAAAAUGUGAAGAAAAAUAAAUCAGUGGUUGUAACACUGUGGUGGGUGGGGGCAAUAGAGUGGGAAGGUAAGUGCAUUUACCAUAGGGUGGGCUUGGGGGCUGUCGAGGAUGGGGCGUAGUGGUGGAGAUGACAUGAAAAGGGAGGUGAAAAAACUAUCAUGAAAAUUCCACUAAUUAAUUUACUUUUCUUUAACAUGAAUUUGGUAAUUCCCUGUUCUAUUUGUGUUAUGGAUUAGUUAUGAGAACAUUUCUUUAUUGCUAUUUUCCAUGGGUAUUGUUUUUCAUUUUAAUUUUUUUCCCCUUUUAUAUGUAGUUUGUAUAUAUACUAUAGAUAGCAAAACCAAUAGCUUUAAGUUCUAAUAAAGGAAGAGAAUUUACUUAGUUGAGUGUGCUUUGAGAAAUUAAGCUGCAACUUUGCAUGGUCUUAAUGAUGGGAGUCAACAUAUCUGAGUUCGCACUUGGAUUUCCAAAUGGCAAAUUAAUGGAGCUUGGUUUGAUGACAAGAAAGAAACUAACGUGCUGGUAGGUAGCUGAUCUGGUUGUGAUUUUGGUGAAGAUGGUGGCAUAUUUCAUGGCUCCAUGGUGUGGGUCUUGCAAAUUCGUGAAACUGUAAAUUAAAUUAUUAGCUUCCAAACUUAUUCAGGCACUAUGUUUAUAAAGAUUGAUAGAAUAAGCUGGAGGUAAGUAACACUCUUAAUUAUCUAAAAUACCUUGUGUAUAAGUUAUGCAUAUAUUGAUCAUAAUGCUGCCUUAAAUUAAACCAAGGCUCUAUACAUGGAAAGUGGCUGAUUGUCACCACUGUCAUCAUAUUCACCUCUUUACUACUGCUGAAAUAAGUUUGUUAGUCCUUUAAAUUUCAUAUUAUUGGGGCUUUUUGAAGCUAUUGUUUGCUUUUUCAUAUUAUAUAUGUUUACUAUGGUUUUCUGCUUGUUGUAAGGAUUUGUGCUUGAUUUAGGAUAUUGCAAUACUGUGUAUUUUUGCAAUUUGUUACGGUUUGUUAUUUGUUUCAAUUUAGGAAGCAGAGGCAAAAGAAAAUCUGAAAAUUGUUAAUUAGUAAAUCAGUCCUUGUAUACGGGAGCAAGAUUUAAAAUUGAGCUGGAGGACUUCGAGGACAGAAGCCUCUCACUUGAAGAACAGCAGGCAUUUAUGAGACUUGAAGAGCACAAUCGCCAGUUAAGCAACAGGUUAGCAAUUCUCUGCAAACCGUCGUCACAAUGGUACCGAUUCUGUGGUAUUUAAAUUUCUACUCUGCAAUGGUUGUGAAUCUUAAUGUUGUUAGUUGUAUUGGCUUUCCGAAAUUGGGAUUCGGACUAAAGGUGAUGCAUAAGCAAUUUCUAUCAAGUGCGUGCUUUAUACUUAUAGCCUUCCUUUAAUACCAUCUAUGAAAUUGCCGUUAUGAGUAAAC